Molecule: messenger RNA, 3450 nt
Organism: Hevea brasiliensis (rubber tree)
Lineage: Eukaryota; Viridiplantae; Streptophyta; Magnoliopsida; Malpighiales; Euphorbiaceae
Product: protein RRP6-like 3
Exons: 12
Coding region: 283-3054 (923 amino acids)
Biological process (GO): exonucleolytic trimming to generate mature 3'-end of 5.8S rRNA from tricistronic rRNA transcript (SSU-rRNA, 5.8S rRNA, LSU-rRNA); nuclear polyadenylation-dependent snRNA catabolic process; nuclear polyadenylation-dependent CUT catabolic process
Cellular component (GO): nucleolus; nuclear exosome (RNase complex)
Molecular function (GO): 3'-5'-RNA exonuclease activity; nucleic acid binding; nucleotide binding
Source: RefSeq, a predicted model, not a curated record
GGUAGCAUGAAAAAAUUUAAAAAAUAAAUAAAAAAAAUAAAGCAGUGUGGGCGUUUCAGGAGACUGAUGAGCAUCCCAAGCAAUCCAGUGCCAAUCUGCGACAUUGGGUCGGUCUGGAUUUUGAAAAGGUAUUAUUAAGAUGGCACAGUUAGGUUUUGGCCCAACUCACUUGGGCUCAAGCCACCACACAAACCUCCUGCACUUCCUUCUCCGUCUCUUUAAACCUGUGCUCGGCGCCUCCAUUCACAUUCCGGCCAACGCAAGAGAAAAAACGGAAGCGAAAUGGAGUAUAAAGACAAGGUCAGAAUCGCAGUGGCCAUAGCUUCUCUUGCAGCAAUUUCAAUCCUUUUCACGAGUCAGUAUCGUAGACGCCGAAAGCAAAAAUGCCUUGCAAGUUCAUGCUAUUUGCAAUCCGACUCAAAGCCUCAGUUCGCUUUCAAGCGCGUUUUAGCUGAUAACUCCUUUUCUCAGUUCAAGCACUUGAAGCUUCAAAGCUCCACUAACAAGAUUUCUUCGAAUUUGCACCCAUAUGAACCGGAGAUUACAGCUUUCAUAGAGAAUCCUCGAGUUGAAUUUGAAUUUGAUAUGUAUACUAGCAUAGAUUUGAAGGAAAUGAAUGACGUCUAUGUUUGGGUUGAAACUGAGUCUCGGUUGAAGGAGCUAGCUGAUGCAUUGAUUAAAGAGAGAUUUUUUGCUGUUGAUACUGAGCAGCAUAGCUUACGCUCUUUUCUAGGUUUCACUGCUUUAAUUCAGAUUUCCACUCAAAAAGAAGAUUAUUUGCUGGAUACGAUCAAAUUACAUGAUGCAAUGGGGAUUCUAAGCCCAGUUUUUGCUGAUCCUACUAUUUGCAAGGUGUUCCAUGGGGCGGAUAAUGAUGUUCUCUGGCUACAAAGAGACUUCCACAUAUAUGUUGUUAAUUUGUUCGACACUGCAAAGGCAUGUGAGGUGCUGUCUAAACCACAGAAAUCACUGGCGUACUUACUUGAAACUUAUUGUGGUGUAGCUACAAACAAAUUGCUCCAGCGUGAAGACUGGAGGCAACGUCCAUUAUCAGCAGAGAUGUUACAAUAUGCUCGAACAGAUGCGCACUAUCUAUUGUAUAUUGCAGCUUGUUUAAUUGCUGAGCUCAAACAACAAGACAAUGAUAACUCAACUCACCCAGAUGGCAAAUUACAUUUAACACUUGAGGCUAGUCGCCGUUCAAACAUGACUUGUCUGCAACUCUACACUAAAGAGGUUGAAGAUUUUCCCGGUGAGUCUGCUGCAUUAUCGAUUUUUUCUCGACAUUUGAACGGUCAAGGAGGUUCAUCAGUUUCAUGUGAGAUGCAGGAUCUUGUGAGACAUUUGUGCACAUGGAGGGAAUUAAUGGCUCGUUUGCAUGAUGAGAGCUUAAGAUAUGUAUUAUCAGACCAGGCCAUUGUUUCUAUUGCAGACAAGGUUCCAACAGAUCCGACAGAAAUAUGUGACACCAUUGCUCAAGCUGAUAUGAAUGUGGAUCCUAUGAAUUUGAAUUCAUCUCUGCCAUCUCCAUCCCCUGUUGUUUGCAGUCAUUUGGACGAUUUUUGUUCCUUAAUGCAGGAAAGUAAAAGCAACCUUGAUGAUAUUUUCUCAGUGCUUCUUCAAAAAUGCCUGGGUAAAAAUGGGAGUUGUCCAUUGUCUGUUUAUAAUUAUGCAUUAUUGGCUAACUAUGACAUGAGACCAACAAAUAGAUCAGUUUCCAGAAAGAAUGGGGUUAAAAAUUCUAGGCAAUUUGCUCGGAAGGCUUCAAGAGAACUUUUUGUUCAAAAAUUCUCCUGCAAAUCUCCGGUGUAUCAUAACUGUAGGAUCUAUGCAAAUGAUGGACGGUUGCUUUGUUACUGUGAUCAGAGAAAGCUUGAAUGGUACCUCCGACGAGAGCUGGCAAAACUUAUUGAUGCAAAUCCCCCUGCCAUAAUGCUUCUUUUUGAACCAAAGGGUCGUCCAGAAGAUGAAGAUAAUGAUUUUUACAUCCAAAGUAAGAAAAAUAUAUGUGUCAGCUGUGGUGAGGGAAGUCAUUACUUAAGGUAUCGAAUAAUCCCAUCAUGCUACAGAAUGCACUUCCCUGAGCAUUUGAAAAGCCAUCGUUCUCAUGAUAUUGUUCUACUUUGCGUGGACUGUCAUGAAGUUGCUCAUGCUGCUGCUGAGAAACACAAAAAACAGGUAGCUGUGGAAUUUGGAAUUCCAUUAUUUGUUCGUAAAGUGGUUGAUUCUAGAGAAGCCCCUGCUUUACCCGGGCUACCAUCAUCAAUGAUAAAUGCUGAGGAGGCAGGGGUGUCUCCUUUACAAUUGCGCACUGCUGCAAUGGCUCUUUUGCGUCAUGGAUCCAGCAUGCCACCCAGGCGCCGAGAAGAACUAACACAGAUUGUUACACAAUAUUAUGGAGGAAGGGAGAUCACCGAGGAAGAUUUGAAAAGAGCUUUGCUGGUUGGCAUGAGUCCUCAUGAAAGAAGACGAUUUGAGAAGAGAGGAUUUUCUUCAAAAUAUUCUUCUUAUAAUAUCCUUCCAAACAACAAGAAGAUUCAUGAUGCUGUUGCUGUGGUCAAAUCUUACAAUGAGAACACAUCUGAAGUUGAUACUCCAGAUGGUUCCCAAAUUAUACAAGCAGAUCCAACUGAUGUAAAGGAAGAUAAAGACUAUUUCACAGUAACAGACAACAAUUCAAGUGUCUGUUCUAAUCUACAAGUCACAGCAGUCUCUGCUAGUGCUUAUAAGGAUAUGAAUUUAGAUGAAAAUGAAAUUUCUGAUAUAAAAGAAAUUUCUGCCGUGAACACUUACGAGAAUUGUGAAAGAAGUCCACCAAAGGAAGCAGUCGGCAUAAAUUAUCCUAGACAUGAUGAAAAUGCUUUGCCUGAAAAUAAUUCGAAGUUAUCUCUGUUAGGACAUGGACCACAUGGAAAGCUAGUUGUGGAACACAUACUGAAAGAAUAUGGAGAACAUGGCAUUCAUCAAUUUUGUCGGCGAUGGAGACAAGUUUUUGUUGAAGCAACUCAUCCUCGCUUCUUACCUGCUGGUUGGGAUGUAAUGCACAGGAUUUGAUUGUGAGCGCUGUUUUUGCCAGUGGCAAAAGGGACUUCGGGGAGUUCAGCGUGUACAAUCCGGCCAAUAAUAAAUCUACAGCAAAAAGUUAAAAGAAUACAUUCACCAGCUGCCUCAAAAAUUAGAGAAUCAUUUAGGUUGACAGGUUUGAGUCCAAUUUUUUCUUUUGUGUUUUGAGUUAAAAAUCAGAUUGACAAACAACAAAAUGCUGAGUUAUUAGCCGCGGUUGUUGUUGUUGUUUAUUAUGAUUUCUUUUUUUUUUUUUUGUGGAAAAAGAUGAAUUUUGUCCAAAAAUUGAUAUUAUCCGUGUAAUGCAGUUGGCUCAUUAGUUGCAGGAUUUAUAUUUUUAUGAUCAAAUUUGCAACAUGAACUAUUGGAAGUGAUUUUGGCUGUUUA